UAUGUUUUCAUGUGACCAAUAGUGCAGUGGUGGCCUGCCUAGCUAUUCUUUCUGCAUGUUCUGUGUUUUUACUAUAUAUAUGUUCAUAAUUCACCUCCACUAUACUACUACCAAACAACAACAACAGCAAUUACUUGUUUCUUGUUUUCAAUCACUCUACUACCACCAAACAACAACAACAACAAGUACUUAGUUUCUCAUUUUCAGCAUCAUAAGCAUCUUGAAUCCUUGAUAUCUUCUAGCUUGUGCUUUAGUAGCUGCUUGGAAGCGAAACUAGCUUCUCUCAUCAUGAAGCAAAGCAUUAACUUUUAUGGAGUUCUUGUUCUUCUCUUCUUACUUGUUUCCUGCGUUACAACAACUACAAGUGGUCGUGUUCUUCUUGAAAAACAAGGUGAAGAUCAUCAUGACACCAACCUUACAAAUGGGUUAGCUAGUUCCAAUCUGCUAGAGUUAGAAGAAAAUGAUACUUGGAAGCUGAUGGGUAUGGAAGAUUGUCAUGAGAGUGGACAUGAAAAGGAGGAAGAAUGCUUGAAGAGAAGGAUGAUGGCAGAAGCUCAUUUAGAUUACAUUUACACCCAACACCAUAAGCCUUGAUUGGAAUGAAAUUAGCAUGGAAUACUCUAUUUGAUGCUGAUGUAUUGCACCACCAACUCUCCCAACAGCGAAGUAUUUUUAGGGUUUAACACCAAUGGUCUUUUACAUACCUCUAGUUUCUAGAUAGGUUUCGAAAUUACUCUAUAAAAUAUUGUAACUAGCUGCUUAAAUCAUCAUAUUAUUAUUUGGAAAUUAAAAAUGGUACUCAAUUAUUGAUUUUCCUCUUCUUUCUUUUUCUUAGAUGAUGUGAUUUUUUGGUCCCAUCACAAAUUUUUCACUGAAGUGCCGCUACCUGUUAUUACUGAAGGAAGAAAAGAAAACAACUAGAAAUUACUUCCU
This is a messenger RNA of Papaver somniferum (opium poppy), 933 nucleotides long. RefSeq names its product putative phytosulfokines 6. The record is from RefSeq and is a predicted model, not a curated record. Gene Ontology annotation, molecular function: growth factor activity. Gene Ontology annotation, cellular component: extracellular region. Gene Ontology annotation, biological process: cell population proliferation. NCBI's taxonomy places the organism in Eukaryota, Viridiplantae, Streptophyta, Magnoliopsida, Ranunculales, Papaveraceae. The coding region runs from base 289 to 594 and encodes 101 amino acids. The transcript has 3 exons.